Meira miltonrushii is the source of this 1206-nucleotide messenger RNA. RefSeq names its product phosphoglycerate mutase-like protein. Gene Ontology annotation, biological process: dephosphorylation. Gene Ontology annotation, molecular function: phosphatase activity. Lineage: Eukaryota; Fungi; Basidiomycota; Exobasidiomycetes; Exobasidiales; Brachybasidiaceae. The annotation marks the transcript as partial. The transcript has a single exon. The record is from RefSeq and is a predicted model, not a curated record.
CUCGCAGGAAUCGUCAUCCUCACCCGUCAUGGUGACCGUCAAGGAUUCUAUCAAUCUCCAACGACGUAUAGUGCAAGUCAAACCAAUUUGACAGUACUUGGCUAUUUACAAGAAUAUCAAAAUGGUCAAGAUUUACGUUCGACCUAUUUGACAGGAACACAAAAACCAAUUUCAGGAAUUGCCGUAGAUACUGCCCAAGAUGCACAAAUGUCCGUCGAGGCAGACGGUGCAGGUGAAGGUGAAGUGAUUAUCGAUUCUGCAAACGCUUUAUUGCAAGGUCUUUAUCCUCCAUUCAACGAUACAAUCACCUUGGCAAACAGUACAGCCGUAAGCUGGGAUAGAGCGCAAUUGAUCCGCGUUAAUACAAUCGAAGAAGAUGAAAUUUCUUUGGAAGGUUGGACUGAUUGCAAUACAUGGACAACACGUUUGAACGAUUGGUACAACAGUAGCGAAUUCGUCGCCCAAUCAAAGAUUGCCAAUCCUUUUUUUGCCUCACUUAAAAACGUACUUGGCAAUCGUCCCGCAACAUUGACAAACGCAUGGAACUUAUUUGAUUUCUUGAACGUCAACUAUAUUCAUAAUGCAACAAUUAUGAAUGAGAUCACUCCUGAUCAACUGGCACAAGCUCGUUAUUGGGCAAAUUAUCAUGAGUCAGGCAGCUUUGCCGAUUCCAACCCAAGUAACAUCGGUAACGUAGCCGGUCAAACUAUGCUUCCAGGAUUGAUGUCAGAUAUUCAACAAAUUGCAAAUGCAAGUAACCCUCUCAAGAUUGCAUAUACUGCAAUUUCUUAUAAGCCUUUCUUGAGUUUAUUCUCAAUUUGGCAAAGCGGUGAAGCUUUAAGUUCAAACAUUGUGGAAUAUGCUAGUGCUUUGGUUAUCGAAGUUCAUACAGAUAAUACGCUCAACUUUGUCUUCCGCAAUGGUACUCAAGGUGACUUUGAGCCUUUUUCAGUCUUGGGCAGCAGUCAAAACCUUCCAAUCAGUACAUUUAUGACUGAAAUGGAAAAGUAUCAAUUACUAACUUUGGCUUCUUGGUGCGAUGCUUGUUCGACAACUGAAGAGCGUGGCUGUAGCACUCUUGCUGCUUUAAACGGUACCGGUGGUGCAGGAUAUGCAAGCAUAGAUAGUACGAUGGGUUAUCAUAGGGUCUCUCCUGUUGUAGCAGGUGUGAUUGGAGCAAUGGUCACUUUGGCAGUCGUUGUAAUU